Papaver somniferum (opium poppy) is the source of this 519-nucleotide messenger RNA. RefSeq names its product zinc finger protein GIS2-like. The record is from RefSeq and is a predicted model, not a curated record. Bases 1 to 519 code for a protein of 172 amino acids. Gene Ontology annotation, molecular function: DNA-binding transcription factor activity. NCBI's taxonomy places the organism in Eukaryota, Viridiplantae, Streptophyta, Magnoliopsida, Ranunculales, Papaveraceae. The transcript has a single exon.
AUGGCCGACUCUUGUUUCUAUGAUUUCCUAAAAAAGUCUAAGAAUACUACUCCUGUAGCUGUAAAGUAUAAGGUCUCACCACCACCACCAUCAACAAGGCAUAUCGAUCCAUCUAGACUCUUUUGUUGUCUCUACUGCUCUCGAAAGUUCUGUACUUCUCAAGCUCUAGGCGGUCAUCAGAAUGCUCACAAGCGCGAGCGAGCUGCCACUCUCCGAAGCUACAUCUCUGAAAGGUCAGAAAAAUCACUUGACCAGUCGUUUACAUUUCCUGAGAUCAAGAACAAGAACAUGAUCAAAAAGAACAAAAGCAACACCAAUGCUUGUUGUUCUUCAAUAUCAGAUGUGCCGUUUGCUGCACCUUAUAGCUGGCCGGAACAUCAUCAUGAGGAGUACUCGCACCAGCACUCUAGUUUUGCUCCUACAACUACUCUCACUCUUUCUAGCAGCUACUGUCCUCUUACUUCACCUUCUGAAGCUGUCGAUGGUCGCGUGAACCUUGAUCUCACACUUCAUUUAUGA